This is a messenger RNA of Chara braunii, 3187 nucleotides long. The record is from the annotation of a GenBank genome assembly. Lineage: Eukaryota; Viridiplantae; Streptophyta; Charophyceae; Charales; Characeae.
AUCGUGAAGGAUUGAAUUGCUGAGUGGGGUCUUUCGUCCUAUCGUUUCUUAUAACAGGAAGGUUGGAGCCGGAGGUGGUUGAUCAAAAUGCUAGAGGAGAUGGCAGAUGGUGGGAGGAGGCUCGUGACAUUUGACGACCUCAUCGACGCCUUGGAUAAGAGGGCGCUGAGCAACGUCCCAAAGGUUGAGACAUUCAAUUUCAAGGGGAAGCGGGUAUCUGACUGGUUAGAUUUGACAGAGCAGGCGCUAGUAGGACUGUCAGAUGAGGUCAAGCUCCAGUGGGUCCUAAGGUAUGUCCUGCAUAGUCACCAUCGGGAAGUAAGCAAGGUCGUGGAUGCCGCCAAUGACAGUUGGACAAGGUUUGGGGACCUUAUGCAGAGGAAGUACAGGCUGGGGGAUGACCUGUUGACCAUGACCGACUUGGAGGCCAUGAAUAAGGAGGACUUCUCUACCAUUGGGGCGUUCGUGCACGGAUUUAAGAAAAAGGCGAGGAAAGUGCACGAAAUCUCUGAGGAGGCGCAGUGCGCCACAUUUUUGGGGCUGCUUACGUGCUCGGAGGCUACAGAGUUGGCAAAGUAUGGGGAAGGGAGUGAGAGGCUCACCUGGGCAACUACUGACAAGGGAAUGGAAGAAGGGAGCCUGAACCAGGUGGAGCAGCAUCAAAUGAGGCUGCAAAGGCGUAAGAGGAAGGAGAGGGAUGCUACUGCAUCCCGGACCCCAGGGGUGAAGAGAAUUGUCACGGACGUGUUGGCGGCACUGGGGUAUGACAAUGAAGCAGAAAUACAGAAAAAAUGGGUGAUAGUGGCCCAAGGCCGGGCGUCAGGGCAGUGGAUGAGGAGGCUGGGCAGGAAGACUACGGCGGAGGGGAGACGGGCCUCGCAAGCUAGUGUGGCCGGGGGAGGGAGUCAGGGACAAGGCGGGCAAGGCAAUGGGGGCAGGGGCCAAGGGGGUCGAGGAGGGGGUGGCCGGGGGCGAGGAGGAAAUGGUGGAGGACGUGGAGGAGGUUGGAGUGGUCAGGGGGGUCACAACCAAGGUGGCCAAGGCAGCCAGGAGGGGGGCCAAGGGUACGGGAGGCCCCGCUUCGAUUGGCGGAAUGCAACUUGUUGGCAUUGUGGCGAGGUGGGCCACAUUGUACGGUUCUGUCAACAACGGCGGGACGAUGAGCUGGCGGGACUGAUUUCCUCAUGUAUGGACGGGGACAUAUACGAUAGGUGGGGGAAGCACAUCGAUCCCAAGACCCCGGGAGGAAUCAGGCAAGAGGCCCUCAGGCGAGCAGCAGCAGGGCCACCAGCAGCCCCAGCGAUGUUCAAGAUAUGGCAGGAAAGGGGGGACCAGGGUGUGAGGGUCGAAGAGAUUGUGGAUGAGAGUGAGGAAGUGACUCAACAACUAGAGCACUACAUGUUGAGUCAGGGGAUUGCGCGGGAGGAGUGGGUACAUGCCCUACUUAUCUGGACUAGGGGGGCAGAGAGGCCGGUGGCCAGACAGAUUCGGAAGAGGGCUCGAGAUUGGGAGGACUGUCAGGCUCAGCUCAGGAGGGCGUUUGGACGACCAGAGCGCGAGAGGCUUGAGCCUAGGGUCGAGAGGCGGAGGCGAAGCAAGAGGCCGAGGGAACCAGCGCCGAGAGAGGUGGGGCUGACCAUAGAGAAGAGGAGGGCCCCAACACAGCGAGAGGAUGAGCCCGCAGGGCCCGCACCGGAAGAGGAGUCGUUCCCUGUUUGUGGCCUCCGGGCAGUUGAGUUUCGGUGGAUUACGAGCGAGGAGUUGAGACCGCCCUCACCAUUGCCAUCAGGGCAGGAGAUGAACAUACCAGGAGAGACGCCAUUCCGGAACUUAGCGACUCACCUUGAUGUAUCUCAAUGGGAGGCCUCACGGUUGGGGGAGGGCUCAGUUGAGCCGACGCGCUAUGUGCCGUUGGACGAGCCUUUGGACCCCGAGACGGAGACGAACGUACGGGACCGAGCAGAGCCGCAGGAUCCUGAGGUGGCACCCGAGCAGCCGGAUUCGGUACGGCCUCAGGCUGGGGAGGUGAUCACGGUCGGAGACGAUACCCCUCCAUGCUCCCCAGUUCCAGAGCCAGCACAGCAUUCAUGGCCAGAGGGGAUUCCUGAGCCAGGCAGCGAGGAGAUUCCGGAGUUUCCCCCUGAGGCCACCGCUAUGCCUGAGCAGGAGGCAGAGACGGAGGUUAUCGAGGAACCUGCUCCAACGGAGUUACCGUCGGCAUUGCCAUGCACGAGCGAGAGGAUGGGUACCGAGGCGUCAACUCCGGAGGGCCAGGGGCCGCGGGUGAGAAGAGGCUCAAGAGAAACCCGCGAAGAGAAGUCCGCCAGAGUGCGGGUCCGUUUGGACGAAAUACAUGCGAGGCAGGCUGAAAUGGAGGCGGCAGGGAUAGAGCCGACGCCGUCGGUCGAUCCCAAGACGAGUGAGCAGCGGAUCGACGAGUUGUGGGGGAGGUACGAGAGCCAGAGGGACAUGGCGCGCCAGAGGUCACGAGAGAUGGGACAGGCGGACGAGGAGGCGGGUAAGCUGAGGGAGAUGGGGGAGUUGGGGUUCUCUGCGACUAGGAUGGCGAUUGAGCGUGUGGACAGGAAGAUAUGCGAGAGGACGGUUACAUCCUUCCAGUGGUAUAGUCUACUCAACGAUGAGUUCAGGGUCAGAGAGUUGGAGGUGGAACACCUGACUACUCAGCUUGCCGAGGAGAGGGCAGGGAGCCAGGCCAGAGAGGUCGAGUGGGAGAGGGGAUUUGGGGAGAUGGCAGCCAUUGUGGACAGGCUCUCAGCGGCCUGGAAGGCUAGCCAGGCGGGACGAGCUGGUGCCGAUGACCAGGGCCGAGGGAUGCAGGCUUCGCCAAAUCAGGGAGCAGCGGUGGAGACCCCUCGACAGGCUGGGCCAAUGGGGGAGGUGUCCUUGGACACAGCCAAGGAGGAGGGUGACGCACAUGAGUCGCUCAUGGCCAUGUCCACGGAGAGGAGAGGCUCGCGUUUGCAUGAGCUGACGACAGCCAUGGGGAUAGGUACACCACAGGAGAGGCCUCAGAAGCUUGACACCGUAGGCUACACCCCAGGGCUGGGAGAGUUGAGGGCGGAGCUGGGCUUUUGGGCCACAGAGACGGACUCAGGAGGGCCUGACUCAGGGCGGCAGUAGCAGCAGGAGGUCAUGAGUGAGCCAGCCACCGUGGCAGGCUUUCAGC